Molecule: messenger RNA, 3950 nt
Organism: Caenorhabditis auriculariae
Lineage: Eukaryota; Metazoa; Nematoda; Chromadorea; Rhabditida; Rhabditidae
Source: the annotation of a GenBank genome assembly
AUGAUGAACGAGGCGGCGGCCGGUGAUCUCCUCGCGGAGCUUGGAGAAUCCCUGAAAUCGACCGCCUUGAAGGACCAAAAUGACGGUUGGGAUAUAUGUGCGUGGUUUCUUUUUGUUGUUUUUUGUGAAGCUUGAGGUUUUCAUGCAUGAAAUGUGGUUUCGAAUGUUGGAUCUUUCUUAAUAUGAAGAAUUAAUCGAAGAAAACGAAAUUAUUCAGACGAUACAAUGUCAGAGACGGAAUGGCGAAGUGCGAGGCUAUCUUCGAGUCAUAGCGAUGAUUUGGGGUUGGUUUUGAAGAAUUAUACUAUAAAUUGUAUGAGUCAUUUUUUUGAAAAAGUUCAAAAAGUUGCAACUUUGAGCGAUCAACUUUAUAAAAAAACUUCGAUUAAAAAAACUCGAAAAUCAUAGAAAUCGUUCCGUUGUUCCUUCUUCAGCAAUUAGGUUUCAAAAAAAUGUUGAGUUUUUUUCCUCAGUUCGAGAAACAAAAUUGUUCUGCGAUCAUCAAAAAAGUUGACUUUCUCAGUCGAAACUUUUUUUCAGAAGCUUCAACGACGCCCUCAGAGUCCAACAACUCGAAGAGGAACAAGAACGGCUGAAUAAUUCGCUUUUCUCCCUCAGCUCUCAUUUUGCCCAAGUGCAGUUUCGGCUCAAGCAGAUUAACGAGGCAGAGCCGAAACAUCGCGAGGUUUUUUUUUGUUGGAUUUCUUGAUUGUCUGAAACUUGGGCUUUUUCAGGACCUUCUGAAAGAUUUACAAUCUUUUGCGUUCAAAGGAUGUGCGGAUAUGGACGAAUUAAAAAGAUUGAGGAGUGAAAGUGAUAGCGGUGACGUGUUGGAAAUUCAAAAAGAAAGGUAUAUUUUGACUCAGAUUACUGUUUCAAGUUUUUAUUCAGAGUUUUUCUCCUCUUUUCACGCAUUUUGUUUCAUUUUUCUUAAGCAAUAGUUACAAAAAAAUCAUUUUUGGCAACCACUUUGAAGCACUUAAUUUUUAGAUAAAACAAAAAAAUUUGCGCCGUUUUUUUCAAUUUUCGUCAACUUGCAAAAAAAUUUAUGUAGGAAAUGAAAAAAAGACAAACUUUCAGACAAAAUGAGCUCCUCAAAAGGUUACGGGAACAAGUGGAAGAUCUUGAAAAAAUAGCCUACGAGAAAGGAGAAGGAGACGUUCCCAGCACUUUAAUCCUCCAAAAACAGGUUUUUUUUCUCACCUCAGUUUCUGAAUUUCAUACUAUCUACAGAAAGCAGUACUAGACAAACUGAACGAGAAAAUAAAUCUGAGCCUGGAACUGGAAAAGAUGUCCCAGAGCGACAUCCAGAAACAUGUGGAUGAUGCCUUGAAGCAGGUAUUAUCUCUCUCAUUUACACGAUUGACCUUUAUUCGAAUCCAGCUUGUGAAUCCCUUCAAAGAGCAAGAGCAGCUUGUCGAGCAGCUCCAGACGCAGAUUAUCGACCUGGAGCGUUUUGUUAGCUUUCUGCAGAAGGAGAACACGGACAGCUCCGGUUCGACUUCACCAGCCAAGGUUCUUUUUUGGUCAUUCUCUUCAAGAAUUCAACUUCCAGGCCAUGGGUUCGACGAACAUGACCUCUGGGAAACCGCGUGUAAAGUCGUUUUUUGGGCUCGUUGGAUAUUCAGCCAACCGGUUUCAGAAGAAUCAGUUGAAGCAGACUUUGAAAGGAAAUCAUUAUGGGUAAGUUUGAAAUUUUGGAAAAAUGGUUAAAAUUCACAGUUUUUAAAGACAAUUGUAUAUGUAAAUAAAGGUGAUUGUGCCAAAAAAGGUCCCAAAAAGAAAGGGUUAGGAAAAAUAGUGAUCCGCUGGCAGAAGUGAAGAUUUGCAACAGGGAUGUGCGAAAAAUAAUUUUUUCGAAGUACCACAAAAAUUUUUUUGACAUAACUAUGAGAGGUCAUAGAAUUUGAUGAUUUGAUGAUUUUUCAUGUUUUCUGCCUUUUUUUUGCCAUUUUUAAAGUAUACGAGGCAUUUUCUCGGUGAUUAUAAUAUUAUGUCAUAUCGUUCAAAGAUAUGUAGUCCGUUUGGAACCGAGAGAAGCUGCUCAAUUUUCAUUUGGUCUUCCUUUUUUCUCAUUUUGAUGAAAGCAUUGCCGAUUUUGCAGAGAUGAGCGAGCGCAUUUGCAAUUAGCCGUGGACGCGACGCUGCAAGUCCUCGAGAAAUACACGCUCCUCACUGUCGACCCGAAUUUGCGGCAAGAUGAGGAGGAGAUCGACGUCCUCAAUGAUGUAGAGUAGCUGAGAAGCUUAUGAAUCAUGAAUUGAAGCCUUCAGGAAGUGUUCGACCGAUCCGAAGAGGAAGUCGUCAGUGUGGUCCGGAAACAGCUAUGUCCAGCUCUGAAAGCCCUUUUAGAGCAUGGAAUGCUGUCUGAAACUGUGGUCGCUAGGAAUAUACCGGGUUUCGGGUGUUUUGUGGCCAAAACUGAGAACGAUUGUGAGUUUUCAUCAUUCAAAACGAUGAAUAAAUGCUCUUAAAAUCGAUUUUUCCCCCGACCUUUGUGACUUUGGCUAGAUCCAGAGAGGAUAAAAAGAAGAGAGAUUAGAGAAUUAGAGACUUUAAAUAGACCCAGAAUUGUUCUCCCCAUGUAAGGAGGUCUUGGAGAUUUUUUUUUCCAGAAAAUUAAAAUUAUCACUUUCAUGAUUUACAAUGUUUCAAAGGACUAAGUGGGAGAGCUUCAAGAACUUUUCCUUCACAAAUUUUCACGAUAUGUAGAAUUUUCCUUUUUAAUUCUGGAAAAUCCGCUAUUUUGCUCAUUAUUGCUCAUGUUAGCGAGUUUCCGGUUUCGAGAAAAACCUAUGAAAAAAAUGAAAGUAAGCAUUCAAUAGAUUCAAGUUUCAUUCAAAUUAAAAGUUUUUGACCUUUAUAGUUUAUUGAUAAAUGACCUGGAUUCUCAGAAAAAGCAUUUUUUGCACAGGAAGGAUGAAGUUACAUGUUAAAAUUUCUAUCAACAAUUGCAAAUCCAGGCAUUUUCGCCCAAAGCUUAUCUCGGAUAAAAUAAUAAUAAAAGCACUUUUCAGCCGCGACAAAGCCAACAAAAUUGAAUCAUAUCUGGGAUGUAAUCAUGUUUUUCUACGAAUCAAAAAGCGGCCGAGACGUCAGUGAUGCUCCAGUGAGAAAACUAAGCCAAUCAUUCAAGUUAGAGAAUGUUGGAGGGAAAAGUAUCACUUCUAAACAGGUUUGAACUAUUUUAUCAAGACUCUUUUGAAAUUUAAUGGAAUUCAGAUUCUUCUGACGACGAUUGAUAACAUUGUCUCAACACAUGCGAGAUUAAGAAGAUCGAAAGAUUCUCAAUGGAAAGCUUUCAUUUCUGCGGCGAUGAAUGAAAAAGAAACUUCCAGCUUGGCUGAGGUGCAUUUUUUUCUAUUUUUCUGGAUUGUAUUAAUCAAUUUUCAUAUUCCAGAAUAAUUUUCCGAACGAGACAAACUGUAGAAAAACUGCUACACCAGUUGGAGCUACGUUGCCAGAACCGGUAAUUUUUGGAAAAAUUGGUCUCUAUUAAAAGCUAUUCUAUGAAAAAAAUGACCUCAUGAGAAAUUAUUUAUUGUUUUUUUCGUUUAUUUCUCAAUCCGGCUUGAAAGUUCAGUUGGACUUAAAAAAAACACCUUUUUCGAAUUAGUAAUAAGAUGCAAAAAAAGUUUUAAAAAUUUUUCGCUUUUUUUCUUGAGGCAUCUAGCUAGAAAUUUUUCAACUAAUUCUAAAAGUAGUUGAAAAAAAUUUUCAUCAAAAAAAUUGAAAAAUUUAAUCAUGAGAAUGAUUGAAAGAGAGUCACAGUUGGACAUUCUAUGUCUUAAUUUAUUCUUUUUCACAAAUUUCUCAGCUAAUCAUGAGAAGUGCAUAAUUUAAUAUGCACAGAACAUGAGAAAAUCGGACAAAAGAGCUUUUUCCAGGCUGCGAGGAACUUUAUUCCUUACUCGAAGGUCUCCACAAGUACAACGUCCAACUUCCAGUAG